Molecule: messenger RNA, 1356 nt
Organism: Salvia splendens (bonfire salvia)
Lineage: Eukaryota; Viridiplantae; Streptophyta; Magnoliopsida; Lamiales; Lamiaceae
Product: 1-aminocyclopropane-1-carboxylate synthase 7
Exons: 4
Coding region: 37-1356 (439 amino acids)
Biological process (GO): amino acid metabolic process; biosynthetic process
Molecular function (GO): transaminase activity; pyridoxal phosphate binding
Source: RefSeq, a predicted model, not a curated record
UCUCAAAGCUUUUAAGCUACUAAUCUCGAUCCAAAAAUGGCGAUUGAUAUUAAGAUUGAGAUUGAGAAGAAGCCCUCCGUCCGCCUCUCGAAAGUCGCCGUGUCGGAAACUCACGGCGAAGAUUCGCCGUAUUUCGCCGGCUGGAAAGCCUACGACGAAAACCCUUAUCAUGAGACAUGCAACCCCUCCGGCGUCAUUCAAAUGGGCUUAGCUGAAAAUCAGGUUUCAUUUGAUAUGCUAGAACAAUAUUUGGACCAAAAUUCAAACAAUGGGAUCAGCAGCUCUGGCUUUAGAGAAAACGCACUGUUUCAAGAUUACCACGGCCUGCUUUGUUUCAGAAAGGCAAUGGCGAGUUUCAUGGAACAAAUCAGAGGCGGUAGGGCGAAAUUCAACCCUGAGAGAGUCGUGAUCACCGCCGGCGCCACCGCGGCCAACGAGCUCCUCACCUUCAUCAUCGCCAACCCCGGCGACGCCUUGCUCGUCCCCACCCCUUACUAUCCAGGGUUUGACAGAGACUUGAGAUGGCGCACCGGCGUGAAGAUCGUCCCCGUCCACUGCGACAGCUCGAACAACUUCGAGAUCACGCCGGCGGCCCUCGACGCCGCAUACGAGGAGGCCGAAGCCAACAACAUAUCCGUGAGAGGCCUUCUGAUCACCAAUCCAUCAAACCCCCUCGGCGCGACCAUCAAGCACGCCGCGCUCGAGCAGAUCCUCGAUUUCGCAGUGCGCAGGAACAUCCACCUCGUCUCCGACGAGAUCUACUCCGGCUCCGCCUUCUCCCCCGACGAAUUCGUCAGCGUCGCCGAAGUUCUCGAAUCCCGGGGCUACCGCGAUUCUGAGAGAGUCCACAUUGUGUACAGCCUCUCCAAGGACCUAGGGCUCCCCGGAUUUAGGGUUGGAACGAUCUAUUCCUACAACGACGACGUUUUGACAACGGCGCGGAGGAUGUCGAGCUUCACGCUGAUCUCGUCGCAGACGCAGCAGCUCCUUGCUACCAUGCUCUCCGACGUGGACUUCACUCAAAAUUACAUUAAAACGAAUCGGCAGAGGCUGAACAAGAGGUAUGAUAUGAUCAUCGAUGGACUCGGGGAAAUCGGGAUCGAGUGCUUGAAUGGGAAUGCGGGGCUGUUUUGCUGGAUGAAUUUGAGCUCGUUGUUGAAGGAGACGAGUAAAGAGGAGGAGUUGGAGCUGUGGAAGCUGAUAUUGAAUGAGGUGAAGCUUAAUAUAUCGCCCGGAUCGUCUUGCCAUUGCUCGGAUCCCGGGUGGUUUCGUGUUUGCUUUGCGAAUAUGAGCGAGCAGACGCUGCAGAUUGCGCUCACGAGAUUGGGAGAGUUCAUGAAGAGGAGAAGACCUUAG